This is a messenger RNA of Phytomonas sp. EM1, 977 nucleotides long. The record is from the annotation of a GenBank genome assembly. Lineage: Eukaryota; Euglenozoa; Kinetoplastea; Trypanosomatida; Trypanosomatidae.
GAAGAAUAUAUUGAAGUAUGCAAAAAACAUUAUUCAAUUGCCUCUAUCGAACAGCACAAUAAUCAGAUAAUACAAAGACGUUAGAAUUAUUUAGGAACACGUGUGAAAGUGGCCGUUUUGAAAUGGACGCGAUUCCUAAUGCACCUCCUUUGGAAUUGUUACGCAAGUUGCAAUUGUUCCGAACUACCUUAGUAAAUUUCUUGUCGUGGAGAAAUUUUUCAGAUGUCGUUGCGGGUUGCUAUGUGCGCGUGUUGCUGGAGAUGCGCAAUGAGGGUACACGGCAGGAUAACAACGACCACUACUAUGUUGCUUGUGUUAGAGGUGUCCAACAAGGGCCGACAUACUCUGGCUUUGCGGCGGAUGGAACCUCUACGGAGAUACACAUUGUUAUAGACCUACCACCGUGCUUUAAGUCGACUCAAAAUGGUAACGUUGUGCAGCUCAACUCCAUUUCCAACUCCCCCUUCCGUCAGACCGAGUAUCAGCAAUGGGUUCAGAUGAUCGAAGCAUUUGAUCAUCCCUUCCCUAGUCUUCCACAGCUACACUUCCGUUUGGGCAUGCUGGAGGAGCAGAAGCAGCAGUCUCUUCUUUCUGAGAAUCGAAGACGGCGCAGGGAUGAGAGUCCGCAGGAGGCUUCCGAAAGAGAGGCGCGCAUGAAGCAGCUCAGCGUUGAAUUGAGGGCAGAGAUUUUAUCUACUCACUUGAGCCUUCCUCGGAUUGACGAACUGAGGACGAAAAAUAUAGAGGACUUGCAGGAGAUUGAGCGAGAGAUGCUCGAUCUCAUCUCCAUGGUCAGGGUGGCUAUUAAUGAGCGGUCCAAGUGUAUGGUGUGUCGUAAUCGAGUUUGCACAGAGGUUUGUUAUCCUUGCAAGCACCAAGUUCUCUGUAAAGACUGUGCUGAUAAGGUCUACGAAAAGUGUCCAGUUCCCGGGUGCAUUACACCGGUAACAUUCAUCUUUGAGCCAUACACGUCAUGA